Molecule: messenger RNA, 903 nt
Organism: Colletotrichum orchidophilum
Lineage: Eukaryota; Fungi; Ascomycota; Sordariomycetes; Glomerellales; Glomerellaceae
Exons: 2
Coding region: 1-903 (300 amino acids)
Source: RefSeq, a predicted model, not a curated record
AUGGCCCCUCCGACAGCCGUAAAACGACCGCACGCCGCCAUGAGCAAAGGCAGCGCGAACUUGCCUAGUAUCGAGCCGUGGCUCGAGCUUCUGUAUCCCGACUUUGACUGCUCAAAGUACAACUACGUCGGUACCGACGACGGCGGGUUCUGGCAAUUGCAACAACAACACACGCCCUCGGAGGAGCUCCCCAACGUAGUGCCGCGCAUCGCGACGAGCAAGUCGCCCAUACAGACACCGCAGGAUAUCGAAUGGACCUGUCUAUCGGCGGCGUGUCCCUCCAAGCCGUUCAAGCGCAAAGGUGACCUCGACCGGCAUUACAAACUGGCCCACGCCGACAGCCAGACCACGGCACCCUCGCCCGCCCUCUCCCUAAAAGAUAUCACACCCGCGACAAGCACUAGCAACCCAAGCCCCAAAAUAACGACGAAAAAACCGCCGGCGGGCAGUAGCAAGGCCAAGGCCAAGGCCGCAGGCGGAGGAGGGACGGGGACGACAGGGACGGGGACGGGGGCAACGGGGGCAAUGGGGCCAUCGGGGCAAGGAAACAGGAACAACAGCGUGAAUGGUGCGGGCAAUAAUAGCACCAGCAACAGGGACGGCAGCAACGGCAUCUUCCUCUGCGACUACCCGGCCUGCAACCGCAAGAACGAACCGUUUAACCGCAAGGACCGAUUGCGCAUCCAUCUCACCGACGUCCAUAAGGAAGACGUGAGCGCAAAGACGUUUGAGAUGACGGUCACGUGGCUGCAUGAGCGCAAGAUCUAUCCCAAAUGGUGGCGAUGUUCCAAAUGUCUCGACAGGGUCAAGAUCGAGGAGAACGGGUGGUCGUGUCCGCGGGAUGGGUCCAAGGUGGAAGAGAUACGGCGUGAGUUUCGCGAGAAGCAGCAUAAUAUGUCGUGA